This is a messenger RNA of Mercenaria mercenaria, 1029 nucleotides long. Its product is annotated as zinc finger protein ZFP2-like. NCBI's taxonomy places the organism in Eukaryota, Metazoa, Mollusca, Bivalvia, Venerida, Veneridae. Bases 1 to 1029 code for a protein of 342 amino acids. The transcript has a single exon. The record is from RefSeq and is a predicted model, not a curated record.
AUGGAGGAUUUGAUGUUGCAUAUUAUUAAGCGUGUUGCAGCAGUUAAGCGACCAGCGGACGAUGCGCCAUUAGAUCUGACGCAAACCAAAUUCUUACGCCGCAUAUGUGAUCGUCUGGUGAACCAUGAGGAUUUACGUCCAGGCAGUGAUUUAAACACCGAGUCAGACUUUGAUGACGUUUCAACAAAUAGUACAUGUCAACAAUCUUGCUCAACACUAGACACCUCCGCUAGAGGGUCAAGUGCUACUGUUAUUCAAGUAAAACAUGAGGCUGAAUCUUAUGAACAGAAAGCAGCGCCUCAUCCCUUUUCAAUAGACGCUUUGCUUGGUGAUACCAAACACAAGAGAAGUGAUGAUGUAUCAACACCAGCUGUUGUUUAUAGUUACUAUACAGCGAGAACACCGUGCACGUCAGCUUCAGGAAGCAAUACAUCCGAAUUCUAUGACCAAGUGUUUGAUAGAUCGUUUUGGUGCCAUGCUUGCAACUCCUGGUGUGUGGAUAAUAGAGACGCACAAGGGCACCAAUAUUUGCAUGGCAUUCAAGGUAUUGCGUGCAAUUUGAAAAUGGAGUUCUUCCGAAAGCACGGAUAUGUUACAAAACACGUGAACAUCGAUAAAGAGAAAAUGCAGUGUGGACUUUGUGAUAGAAUUGUUGCCCCAUGUUUCUUUUCUAAACAUCAGCGUAUUCAUGGCGGACAUUUCUGUGGAAUCUGUAACCAUGAAUUUUCAAGCAAUAGUCGAUUACAAGAUCACAUGAAUAUUCAUACCGGAAGUACGCCAUUUUCAUGUAAGAAAUGCGACCGGAAGUUUGCGAAGAGGUCAUCGCUAACUCAGCACCAGCGUUAUCAUCGGGAUCAUCAGAGUUUUAAAUGCAGCUACUGUCACAAAUCAUUCAGCAGUAAAUAUACACGCACAGUGCACGAGAGACUUCACACGGGAGAUAACCCCUUCAAAUGCCAGGUACCCGGAUGUGUGAGAGCAUUUCCACAGAAGAUUCAACUCCAGCUUCAUAUGAAUAUUCAUAACUAA